Messenger RNA from Solea senegalensis (Senegalese sole), 2465 nucleotides. It is a transcript of the gene gja11, whose product is annotated as gap junction protein, alpha 11. The record is from RefSeq and is a predicted model, not a curated record. Bases 1247 to 2158 code for a protein of 303 amino acids. NCBI's taxonomy places the organism in Eukaryota, Metazoa, Chordata, Actinopteri, Pleuronectiformes, Soleidae. The transcript has 3 exons. Gene Ontology annotation, cellular component: connexin complex. Gene Ontology annotation, biological process: cell communication.
GUGUCCUUGGGCAAGACACUUAACCCCCACGUUGCUCCUGACACCAGGGUGUGAAUGGCACUUUGACUGGGUCAUCAAUUGUGUAUAAAUACUUGGAUUUGAGUAAAUUAAACAAUGUUUUUAUUUAAAAAAGUAUUUUUUAUGUCACUGGUGAUGACGGAGGGCAGCUCUUCAGUUUUUGCGUUAUUUCUCAUACAUAUACAUACAGUAUAUAUGUAUACAUAUACGCAUAUAAUUAAAUUAAGACACAAGUUUGAGUUUUUGUGUGUACCAGCCUCAGUGUCAGGACUCGGAGGUUCGUUGUUGUGGUUUGAACGUGUCCUUCCUGAUAAGAAACCAGAGAAACAAUGAACAAUUCAGCUUCUUCUUCUUCUCCUCCUCCUUCACUUUGCCAUUUCUUCGCCCGCUUCGCAUCACGACUGUCUUUUCUCCGGGGAAUCGCCCAACAGGUGAGUUUAACAUUCUCGAAUAAUCUGAUCUCGCACUGCACUGAUUUAACCAAUUCUAGAUAGCGGUGCAUAUUUGUACCAUGCACUGUUUGAGGGUCUGUGUUCCUGAAUGCAUACAAUAAGUUGUACUUUCCAUAUUCAAUUGAGAAUCUAAAAUCAGAACGUGAAGAAAAUGGUUAUUUAUUCUGCAAUGUCAAUCAAAACAAUUCGAUUUUUGUACUUUUCCCUCCCACUCAUUGACGUUUUCUUGGGUGGGUUAGGGUUAGGUUGCGCGUUUCUUCCCGUUGAACAAGGGUGUUGGAGACUCACAAAUCCCAAUCAAGCUACAGUUGACGAUUUCACAGUCCACGCACAAAUAGGAGAAAGUAAAUGUCCACAUCAGGCCCGGCCAAAUCUGUUUUCUUCAUUGACUACAUUUUGAUUUGAGCACAAAAUCAAACAUAUUUGUCUUUUCAUUAAUUUGUCAAAUGUACUGUUUGUCGAGCUCAGAGUCUCACAUUCCUCGAAUGAAGAUUUGCGUGGUUGGUAUUGACCAAGGUUACGGUUUUUCCAGCAGAUAAAUGCUGUUUUGGAGACUUGAAAUCAACAGCUGCGUCUUUUAUCAGUGAAGAAAGUUUGGCCUCGAAAGACUGCGGGAGAGUCACCGUGCUACAAAACAACUGAUGUAUUAGAGCUGCAGAAAGAACUGUACUGUUUGUAUGUGUGUUGUAUAUUAUUAUUAUUAUAAUAAUAACAAUAAAAAUGUGUCUUUAUUACGUAUCGCCUCCAAACAGUAAGCAGGACAAGCGGCGACAGAAAUGGCCGGCUGGGAACUGCUGGGCCGCCUGCUGGACAAGGUUCAGAGUCACUCCACGGUGAUCGGGAAGGUCUGGCUCACAGUGCUGUUCGUGUUCCGCAUCCUCGUCCUGACCACUGGUGCUGAUAAGGUGUGGGGCGACGAGCAAGCCGAGUUCGUGUGCAACACUCAGCAGCCCGGGUGCGAGAACGUCUGCUACGAUCUCGCCUUCCCCAUCUCUCACGUUCGCUUUUGGUUUCUCCAGAUCAUCGCCAUCGCGACGCCAAAGCUGCUCUACCUUGGCCACGUCCUUCAUGUGCUCCACAUGGAGAAGAAGGUGAAGGAGAGGAUGAAGAAGCAGGCAGAGUUGGAUGAUCAGGCCGGCCUGUACCUCGGUAAGGCCUACAAACUCCCCAAGUACACCAAGAGCAGUGGCAAGAUCAGCAUCCGUGGCCGCCUCCUACGCAGUUACGUCCUCCAUCUUUUGGCCAAAAUAAUCCUAGAGGUCGCUUUUCUCGUGGGUCAGUACUUUCUGUUCGGAUUCACCCUCGAGACGCGCUACAUCUGCACCCGCUUCCCCUGCCCUCACGAGGUGGACUGCUUCCUCUCCAGGCCGACAGAGAAAUCGGUCAUCAUCUGGUUCAUGCUGGUGGCGACGGUUAUCUCCCUUGCCCUCUGCCUGUUGGAGCUGCUCUAUCUGUGUGUGAGGGCUGUGAAGGAGUGCAUGGCGAGGAGGCAGGACUACACCGUGACCCCAGUGACCCCGCCGUUCUCGGAACGCAAAGUGUUCAAAAGCCGCAACGAGAUGAUGCAGAACUGUGUCAACCUGGAGCUGGAGAGACAAAUAGUGGGGGUGAAUGGGGCCAAAGGUGGGGUGAGCAAGGUCGCCAAGACUGGACCAUCUGAGAGUGAUGUGGGGGAGGUCCACAUCUGAAGCUGGGGGUCGGUGAUUGGUUGUUCUAGAAGAGUUUCAGUGUCUGUGUACUUGGCUUUAGAGAGGAAAGACCUGUGUUUUUCUAUGAUAAAUAGUGGUGGAGGGUGGGAAGUAGCCAGCUGCUGUAAACAGGUGUCACUCACAUGCCAAAUGUUACUCAAAAUAACUUUAAGCGACCUUUUUGACACAAUACACAAACAAAAAGACGUUUUAAAGACUGUAGAAUAGAUCUAUGAUCAAUUUUAGGAUGAUUUAAGACAGUUUGAUGUUAACAUUUUUGAUUCAAUAAACCCCCUCAUAUACACAA